Molecule: messenger RNA, 2607 nt
Organism: Colletotrichum navitas
Lineage: Eukaryota; Fungi; Ascomycota; Sordariomycetes; Glomerellales; Glomerellaceae
Product: cupin domain-containing protein
Exons: 4
Coding region: 207-2153 (648 amino acids)
Biological process (GO): spindle attachment to meiosis I kinetochore; kinetochore assembly; attachment of mitotic spindle microtubules to kinetochore
Cellular component (GO): kinetochore
Molecular function (GO): centromeric DNA binding
Source: RefSeq, a predicted model, not a curated record
GUUCCACCGUCUAAAAGUUGCGCGCUCAACAUUACCGCAACCCAACCAUCUUGUCGGGGUAAACACGGCGGCCAUUGGGUUCACAACGUCGCUCUUUUUGUUUUUGUUGCUUUGGAACAAUACCCACCGGCUGUCAGUACCAGGCCGCAUAUCUCGUUUCUACCUAGCGGAAAAUUGAUUAAUUGCUGAAAAGCUCCAUAGUCGUGAUGGCACCACCGCGACAGAGCAACGUCCGGCGUCGCGAAACGUCAACAGGCGACUUCCACGAGCUUGGCGUGAAGGGACGGAAGACUGGAAUUGAACUGCCCGACACCGGCGAACGCGACGAACAUGGCAUGCAACCCAUCGACGGAUUGUUCUCCUCGCCGGAGAAGGACAAUAGAUCGCCCGGCGACGACAUGACGCGCGGCGAGCAGGAAAUGGAGCUGGAUUCGGAAUCCGGCCCUGGACCUGCCUCCAUCAUGAAGAACCACCCUCGCCUCGUACCCCGUGGAACUUCCCCACGCAAGACCAACUUCGGGUCGCCCGCGAUGCGGCACCCCAGCUUCGGGCCUUCGUCAUCGCCGACCCGGCUGUCGCCCAACCGAGGAUCGCCUCCUCGGUUGCCGCCCAACCGUGGUGGUUCGGUAUCUCGCCGUCUCGAUUAUGGUGGCUCUGACAGGGGUGCCAGAGACCCCAACGGAGUGAAUGGUCGCGCUCUCUCGACGGAGGAUGAGGAAGACGAGCAGGCUAGGUCGCAAGCUCAGAACGGAUCGCCUGUGGAGAACGGCGAUGAAGAGUCGAUGCAGAUGGUUGGCAUGGACGGGGAUGAUGAACCAGAACCUGAGUCGGUGACAGGAGCGCCGGAUGCUGAAGAAGUUGACGUCGAGGAGACGGUAGCAGAGGCACCGCAGCCUAUCAAACGUAGGGGUCGCCCGCGCAAGGCUCAGUCACCCGUGGAGGAAGAGGCUGAGGAGGCGCCUGCAGACUCCGGCCACGAACCAGAAGAGCAAGCACCCGUCAAAAGAAGAGGUCGCCCGGCCAAGGGCAAGGGCAAUGCCAAAGCAGACGAAUCGGAAGAGGAGCCCGAGGCAGAGGCCAGCGCACCUAGGCGCAGACGCUCACGGAAUUCCAACGCAGACGAGGUUGAGCAGGAAGAAGCGGAGGGCCGCUCAUCCAAAAGACAGCGCACAGAGCCCAAGAAGCCAGCGACGGGAAAGCGCGGACGCCCCAAGGCCGCUCCCAGGGAGGAAGACGGAGGCGAGUCCAAGAACGCCGAAGCCGACCCAAAACCCAAGGGCAAGCCCGGUCGCAAACCGAAAGCCGCUGUUGGCGACGACUCGAUUCUUGGCGUUGUGCAAAAGGGGCCGCCCAUGCCCAAGGCACGCGGCCUGGUCUCGCAAAAACGACAGCAGGACCCUCACGCAGUCACCCAAACUAGAUCCGGCCGCCAGUCAUACCGCCCACUCGCCUUCUGGAAGAAUGAACACGUUACCUACGACGAGGACGAGGCAUUUGAGGACGGUAAAAAGGGUGGCAGGUUUCUGCUGCCGAGCGUCAAAGAAAUCAUCCGCGUUGAGGAAGAAGAGCGCGAGGUGCGGAAGAACAAGAGCUCAAAGGGCCGCAAGGCCGCCGUCAAGGGCAGACGGCGCCAUGCCGACUCCGACGACGAGGAGGAACCGCCCGAGCCGUGGGAGCAAGAUCCCGGCAGUAUCGAAGGCGAGAUCGUUGUCUGGCAGCCCGAGCACGAGUUCAACCCGCCCGCUAUCAACGAGCAGGUCGAGAUCGACGAGGACCGGAUCGCUGUGGCGGCGGGGGCUAUCCAGACGCGCGACAUUAGAGAUGCGACGUUCCGUUUCGCCAAGACGCUCAGCUUGCCCUUCUUCGGCUCUGGCGUCGUCGACCUCCCGCCGGGGGCGGAGAAGCGGCCCAAGAACUCGCGCAAGAUGCAGAUGGUGUUUUUCGUAUUCCAAGGCAAAGUCCGGGUCACGGUUCAUGAGACCCAGUUCCGGAUCGGCGCCGGUGGAAUGUGGUUCGUUCCGAGGGGCAACUACUACAGCAUCGAGAACGAUUAUGAGACGCCCGCGCGCAUCUUCUUUGCCCAGGGUUGUGAGGUUAGCAACGGCCUGGCGCAGGGGGCGGGCGGCUCCCAGGACACAACCAUCAUGGGUUGAGCUCUGAUACCCCUAAUGGAGGUAUCGGGCAGCUAAUAUGGUGGCGGCUCUCUCUUUUACCAGUCUCAGUUACUGGCGGCGUCUGCUUUGCAAGAUAUCUAUGUCUACCUUCGUAGGAAGUUCCCUCGUUAUACAUGUUUUUGUCAGUAAAUUCUUUUUUGGAUUGGUUUAGCAGCGGCGGCAAUGGUCGUCCUCCAACAUACGAACGACCUGCGAGGAGGGCGGGCUUGGCAAGCCGGUGGGAGACGGGCGGAGAGUCGCGUAGACGCGGCAUGUUGUGAUAUGAGGGAGUUAGGAUAGUUACGAGGCGUAAGCGGCAUAUUGCAUCGGGCGGCAUAAUCAUACCAAGAUGAACCAUAAGAUGCGCUUGCUGGGACCCGUCACCAAAAAUGAGAACAACUGACGACUCGACGAGCUCUAUAACUUCGAUGGGUGGGCUCGCGACCCCGGCCGG